Messenger RNA from Closterium sp. NIES-67, 5146 nucleotides. The record is from the annotation of a GenBank genome assembly. NCBI's taxonomy places the organism in Eukaryota, Viridiplantae, Streptophyta, Zygnematophyceae, Desmidiales, Closteriaceae.
AGCAUGUGCUGACACCUGCAUACCACUUCAGCAGUUUGAACGACAGCUCUUCACCACGCGUGCGCAUGCCGCAGUGCCGCAAUGCCGAUGCUCUGUAACAGCGGUGAUCGCUAGAGAUCGGAACAUCGUACGGUAGCCUGCCUUUCUUACCUUUCUUCUCCGCCUCUAUACCUUCGAGUUUCGCGAAUUCGCGAAGUUCGCGACGUCUUCUUUUGAGUUUCCGGUCCUUGUGCGACGAUGGGCGACCCGCUUUCCGCACGGCUUCGCAGAUUCGUCGAGUCCACUCACGCCCUGAUCCGUGCCGCCACCGCCAUUCCCUCCCCGACGCUUCGUCGUCCCCAGGAUUCAGACGGAACGUUGACGGAAUCCGUCAGAACGAGAUCUUCCCAUCAGUCCGAUAACAAGGAUCUCGUUCCCUCCGCUCCGCAUGAGGACGUCGCGUCGAGGGAUUGCCGUGACGACGCUAUUAACGGAUACGCUACUAUCGGAGCUGCUGCCGCUGACGAGCAGGAUGCAGACGGCACUGAGAGGGCUCGUGCGGGUCUGGUAGACGCGGCGGAAGCGGUAGUGGCGGAGGCGGAAGCCAUGGGGCGGAUGUUGACGGGGAGGGGGGAGACGGCGGGGGAGGAGCCGCCGGGUAGGCGGAGGGGUAGCAGGGGAGGGGGGAGGGGUGCGCGGGGGAGCUCGAGGCGUGGGGAAGGGCCGAGCGGAGUGGAGGGCAUGACUGUUGGAAGUGGGGGAAACGGGAAGCACGAGGCGGAAGGCGCGAAACCGAUGCCUGAUAUUCCUGAUGACGUCAUCGUGCGAUCUCUAGAGGCCGUCGGUCAGAGCAUCUCAGCCGUCCAUGCGCUGCUUGCGUCGAAUCAGAGCCAUCGUUGGGCUGCAAGCCUGCAUCAGCUGCCUGCUAGCAUCGACGCUGUUGUGCGGAUAAGCAGGACCAUGCGUCCGCUCCUCUCCUUGCUGCUCCACCUGCUGACUCUCGCACCUCCCCCAGUCGCCACGUCAUUCUGCCAGUCACAGGCGUCCUCCCUGCUGCCCAUGCUCACCUCGCUCCUCUCUGCGGGUCUGCAUCAGCACCUCUACCACCGCCUGCACCAACAAACGCGCCUGCUUCACACCUCCACUUCCUCCCCCUCCUCCUCUGCCCCUCCCUCUCGCCCCUCCUCAACCCUUUCCUCCCCCGCCUCCUCCCCCUACAAGCCCCCCCACCUCCGAUCCCGUAGUGCUCAAGCCCCACCCGCUGUCUCUCCAGCCUUCUCCUCUCUGCCGUCCAUUCUGCCACCAGCCGCAGCAGCGACUUUACCAGUAGUAGCAGCAGCGGCAGUAGCAGCACCGCCAUCAUUGCUCGCAGCAGGCAUGGAAGGUGCAGCGGGCGCAUCUUCCCACUGGCUCGAGCUUUCUUUGCAUGGCAGGGCUGCUGGGACCAGCAGCUGGGGGUAUUUCCCCUCGGAAAAUGCGGACGGGAGGGGGUCUGGAUCGGAGCAGAGUGAGGAGGAGGAGGGGUGGGGGGGGGAAAGGGGAGGGGGAGGAGGAGGAGGUGGGUGGGGCGGGCGGGGAGGGGAUGGGAGGAGGGGAGGAGGGGGCGUGGAGGCGAGGAAGCUGAGAAUAGCCGCUCUCACAUGCAUCAAGAGCAUGGCUGGCGUCUGUCCCAGGGAGCUGCAUGCACACUGGGCCGUGCUCUUCCCUCACUCCUCUGCUGCCACCCCUAGGCCAUCAGCCUCAUCCCUCCUAGCGCCUCUGCACUGCGACCCAUCCCCCAAGGUGCGAGUGGCAGCAGCACAGGCACUCUCCUCCCUCCUGGACUCCCCUCUCACGCGCACCUUCCUCCACCGUACUGCAGCCUCCGCGCCCUCCCCUGCCGCUGCUGGCCCGCGUACCCCUGGCAAGAGGACAGGGCGAGGGGCAGGGGGGUUGAAUAGUGGUGGUGGUGCUGCUGCUGGUGACGGCGGUGAUGGUGCUGCUAGCAGCAGCGGUGGCGGCGGCAGUCGAGCGUCCUUCAUCUCUCUCUCAGCAGUGCUGGCAGACAGUCUUAUGGAUAUGCACACUGCCGUGGGAAGGGUGCUGCAGCAGGAGCAAGACCCCUGGACCCUGUCGCUCACAUGCAAGCUGGCGUCCCUGCUGGCACAAUGCACACCGUACCCUCGCCUUCGCUCGUCCCCUCAUUUGAGUCACAUACUGCCAUCCGCUCUAGUUACUCGGAUCUCAUCUCUCCUCUCGCCAGGCCCCCUGUCCUCCUCUUCCUGGUCCACCAACAUGUCUUAUAGCGAGGAUGGAAUCUCAACUGCCUCUGCAGCCACAGCAGCGGCGGCCAUUGCAUCACUGGGCCAUGUCCUCUCUCGCUCCACGCUCCCUCCUCCCCAGCCUGCCUCCUCAGCAGGCAGCAGCGCCCCAUCGACCAUCAUUCUCACGUGUCUCAAGACGUGGGUGCAGCCCUGCAUUCCCACUGCUGUUCGGGUGGAAGCCCUUCAGGCACUAGCAGCGUGGGUGUCCACAUUCCCUGCAUCUGCUGCUGAACCGCUCUGGUCUGACCUCUUCGCCCUCGUUACACUCACACUCACCUCCUCAAGUCCCACGGCCACAGACAACACAGCAAUAAAUGAUCGCCGCGUCGGUGCGCAAGACAAGCUGUCUGCAGGGGAGGGCGAGGCUGCUCUUCCUGGUGCCACCGACCGACUUCACCCCGCAGCUCUCAAGCUGCUGGACCAACUGCUCGCUGCAGUGACACGCGGCGCUGAAGCAGGCUCCGCCUCUGCUGGCUGUUCACGGCAGCAGGAAACAGAACUGGGAGGUGGGGGUGGUGGGGAGGGGGACGAGGAGGGCGGAGACAGCAUGAAGCGGCAGCUGAAGGUCACGUGGAACACUCGGCAGCGACCGUCUCCUGUCUGCUCUUGCUCUUGCUCUUGCCGCCGGGGUUUUUGCACCUUGCCCCAGCAGCAGCAGCAGCAGCCAGGUUCUGUUGCAAUCUCUCCAGCCAGUGCAGCGAUCUGCACUACAACCUUCUCCGAUGCAGUAUCUACCUUUGCUAAAACCUUUAGCCCGGACUCGGUCCCUGCUACAGCAGCUUGUGCACCUCCAUCCCCGUCAGCAUCAGCAUCUGUAACAUGUGCUGUGACUUGUGCAGAAGACGAUUGGCGACCCUCAUCCAAUCAGCUGAUGCCACGUGCCCCUCCCCUUGGUGCGGUGCAAGGGGCGGAGAAUGGACUAAGCUCCCCUUCCGGUGCCUCACAGUGGGCCCAAGUGCUCCGCCUGGGCCUGUUACCGCCCCUCCUGCGACACGCCUUGCCUCCGGUGCGCAUAGCAGUGCUCACGUGCUUCUUGCACAUGCCAGCACCCACCUUGCAGUACCUGUCCCACAUGCAUGACGUCAUCUUCCAGCCAAUGUUCGCCCUUGCAGCAAGCGAGUCCGUGCCAGCAGUGCAAGCCGCUCUCAUGAAACUCUUUGGAACCAUUCUGCUGCACCUCAUGCCUCCUGGAUGGGAGCGAGACUUGAACAUGUCCUCCUCCUCAUCAUCAUCAUCCUCCCCCUCCUCCUCCACCGUACAUCUUUUCAUCCAUGGGGGGGUGUUGCUGCUGCAAGCCUGCUCGUCUCCGUCUCUCAUUGUCCGCUCAGCUGCAAUGUGGUCCCUGGCCAAUCUCUCAGAGCGACUGCCGCCCAUGCACUGUAGCACAGUGCACUGUAGCAGCGUGCACUUUAAUGGUGUGCACUGUUGUAGUGUGCACUGUAAUGGUGUGCAGUGCACUGGUGUGCCCCAUACUCCUUAUAAGCAUGCUCAAGAGCUGAAUGUCUGGUGGAGUGCAUUGGAUGUUGAAGCCCUAGCCAAUGCUGCAGUGAGAGGGGCGGGCGACAAUGACAAGGUCAGAGCCAGUGCGGUUCGGCUACUGGGUUCUCUCGCCCGCUCCUCCUGCUUCUGCCGCCGCUGCUCUGCUUCUGCGGGGAUUACCGUGAGCAGCGGCACGGGCAUUGUAACCUGUGGCUCAAACAGGUUGUCCAGCGAAAGCGGUGCAAACAGUGACAGCAGCGACGGAGUUGCCGCCACAGAAUUGCGGGAAGCUGGAGCGCAGCAGCCGGGGGGGGGGAGGGAGGAGGGGGGCGUGUGGCAGGGACGUGCGGUGGAGGCCAUAUUGUCAUGCGCAGUACAGACAAACCCCAAGGUGCAAUGGAGUGUGUGCACGGCAUUGUCUCUCUUCCUCCGAAACCCCUCCGUGCAUCUCCCAUCCUCUCCAUGGUCUGCUCCCGUCCUGCGCACAUUGCAGAGUCUCUUCACCCGUUCGUCGAAUUUCAAGAUCCGUAUACAUGCUGCGGCCGCACUGAUUCAGCCAUGGAACAGGGCAGACUAUGGUUCGGAAUACAUUCCUAUCCUGCUCGACCUUGUGUCGUCCCUGGCAUCUCUCGAUGAAUCAGAGGAGCAGCAGAGCGCAGUGGAGCAGUGGUACAAGCCAGUGCUGAUGGAUCAGAUCGCAGCAACUCUGUUGCACAUGGCCUUGCGCGCACCCCCUGAGACCCUGACAGUCGUCCGGCCGCUAUUGCAGCAGCAUGCAUCGUGCAUAUCUCGCGCUAUUGAAUCCGCGCGCUCAACUGCACUUCGUGCCGCGACCCAUUCCAUCCCCGCUACAAGCAUCUUCAGCCAUCCGUUGGCUUCGCAAUCUCCUCCGGCUGCUCCUUUGGUCCAUUUGCCUGCCACUAUCUGCACCCACCAACCUCCCAAGCUGUCCCAGCACUCCCAUCAUGAGCAUUCCUCAGAGCACAAGGUCAAACCAGAAAUUAUAAUUGCUGCUGCUCAUGGUGAUGGUAAUGAUACAUGUGGUGCUCCUGGCAGUGCAGCAGCUGCUGCUGCUGCUGCUGCUCCUGACGUUGCUGGAUGCGGUACUAUUGGGCGAGAUUGUGGGGAUGUGUCCUCAUUGGCAUCAUCCUCCCCAUCUGGUCAUGGUAAAUUGGCGUCAAGAGUGAGCGGCAUGGGUAUGUGUUGCCAUAGUGAACCAGCAGCAAGUGAGACGGAGGGGAUUGACGACUUACCGGUAGGAAACUUAAUGGCCCUGUUGCGAGAUGUGGAUGCUGAUGAGAAGGUCGUGUUGGAUUGAGUUUUGAAACCCAUCGUGCAAUGCUUAUGGAACAUGCUUGUCGCUGCAAUAAGAAUAACAGUGGUUA